Messenger RNA from Suillus plorans, 1353 nucleotides. RefSeq names its product UbiA prenyltransferase family. The transcript has 5 exons. Lineage: Eukaryota; Fungi; Basidiomycota; Agaricomycetes; Boletales; Suillaceae. Gene Ontology annotation, molecular function: transferase activity, transferring alkyl or aryl (other than methyl) groups. Bases 126 to 992 code for a protein of 288 amino acids. The record is from RefSeq and is a predicted model, not a curated record. Gene Ontology annotation, cellular component: membrane.
UCACCUUUGACCGAGGUCGAAAGAAGGGUAGCCUAUUCGGUUUGCAAGGUUACCGCCACUGCCACACACAUUUUGGCGAACUUUUAUGUUGGCUGCUGGAUCAAAACUGAGCAAACAAUCAGACCAUGUUGUCUCAAGCCCUGGAUAGUGGUCGUCGUAUCAGCGGGUACAUCAUGACGCUAUUUUUGUUCACAAAGUCCGACGUGUUCACAGUUCUUAUCCCAAUCACUUUAUCUACCUUCGCAGCUGCUUCCCAUCCCGAUAUAAAUCACAUUCCGGACAUCAUCAUGUGGAUAUGGCUGCACCUCCUGAAACAUGAUAUAUAUAAUCAGAUGCUGGAUCCAGAGGAGGACCAGAAAAACAAGCCUUAUCGCCCUCUCCCUGCCGGUCAUAUAACUGCCCAAAAUGCGGCGGAUGUACACUGGCUGCUAGUGCCAGUCUGCCUGAUAUUUUCUGCGAUGUACGGCAUCAAGGCUUUCGCUUGUAGCGCUUGUAUAGAGGCCCUCAGCAUCUGGUACAAUGAGUUUGGUGGCGAUAAGACUGGGCUUUCGAAGAACCUAUUGACGGCUAUUGCAUAUACAAAUUUUGAAUUAGGCGCGAUGGCCGUGAUUGGGUCCAGUAUUGAUAACAUUGGAGCAUGUGCAGUCGCCUUCAGCUCUGUAGUGUUCGCAACGACACUUCAUGCACAAGAUUUCAAAGAUGAGGAGGGAGAUCGAUUGACGGGAAGACGCACUCUUGUCACUCUGUUCCCUACCUUUGCGCGUAUGUCCAUGAUGAUUGGCACCCCCCUUUGGUCAUUCUACCUUAGCAGACUUUGGAAGGUAGAUCUCGUCUGUUCUCUCGCGUUCGUAGCGUACGGAACGAUUGUCGGGGCGAGAUUCGUGGUUUAUAGGACCGCGAGUGCGCACAAACAGUCGUGCAAACUGUAUAGCCUCUGGUUUACCCUUGUGCACUUACUCCCUGGCUAUUGGCGAUUCUUCUACAGCACUUGAAAUCAGAAGCCCAGUGCAAGUUGCACAGGUAGUAGUGUAUUAUAUUACGAAGGAGAUACUUAUAAUAGUAGUAAAGAUGGCUUCGCCUCUAGCGAUGGACACACGCUGCAUCAGACACUUCAGCGAUUCUGACUCUGUAUGCCUUGUUUCCGAUUCUUUCUUUUCCUUCAUUAUUUCACAUUCUCACACCUUUCCUUCUACUCGUUCACUGCUUUGUUUGAUUAUCGUCUCAUUCCCCUUUCGCACUUAUACCAACGCCUUUCCAUUUCACGUCUCACUAUUCGCGCUUUGACAGCGCUUAGAUCUCAUCGCAUGUAAAAACCGCAUGUGUGUCUUCAUAUCUUUAGUGAUUCAAUCUCAC